This is a messenger RNA of Pocillopora verrucosa, 4880 nucleotides long. RefSeq names its product probable 3',5'-cyclic phosphodiesterase pde-5. Gene Ontology annotation, biological process: signal transduction; negative regulation of receptor guanylyl cyclase signaling pathway. The record is from RefSeq and is a predicted model, not a curated record. NCBI's taxonomy places the organism in Eukaryota, Metazoa, Cnidaria, Anthozoa, Scleractinia, Pocilloporidae. Gene Ontology annotation, molecular function: 3',5'-cGMP-stimulated cyclic-nucleotide phosphodiesterase activity; protein binding.
ACUCUCGCUUAGCGAUGAAGAUAAACAUCGCUUGUGGUUCGUCCGUCUUUCUGUGAAGGAAAAACUUCACAUGAAAGGAAACCAGUUUCGAAAAUAUUGAUGUCGAGUCCUUCACGCCAGGUUGGAAAUCGUCGGCUUCCUCCUCUACCAAGCGGUUCGCGCUACAGCCCUAUUUAUCAGCGCGCUUCGAACGGUCAUGGGACUUCGCCUGUUUCACAGGCAAAGGCAGCGAAAGGGCCUUCUAGCAACCGAACAUCAAACAACCAUGGUCAGAGCAGUCAUAUUACCCACAUUGAUCUGACCGCAAGCUUUGGCGAUGGGCCGUUUCGGCCAGCUUUGGUACAGGGAAAAGCGAUAGGAAAUGGCCAAGCUGAUGUCGAUGAAGAGGCGGUGCGUAUUUUUCUCCGAGCAAACCCUGUGUUUUUGGAGGAUUAUGUGAUGAAACAUGUCGAUCAAGACCGUUUGGAGCGAUGGCUCAUUAGGAAGACGCGAAAAUUGAAGAUUAAAGCGGGGAAGAAGCCUUCAAGUUCUCUCGAUCAUGAAAAUAAUAAACAAAGUGACCCACAUCGUCCAUCUCUGUCGAAGUGGAAGUUUUGUGUACACAGUGAUAAGAAGAAAAUGCUGGAAGAGCUGACAAAUGAUAUUCAUCAGUCACCAAACAAGCAGAAGGUGUUGAUGGAGUUGGCAAACUGUAUUGCAUCAGCUUGUCAUGCAGAUUCUUUCACUUUGUAUUUAGUUGAUGCUACAGGAAAGGCAUUGUUCAUCUACAAUCCUAACCAUCCAGAAGGGAGGACUUCAUCAAAUAUUCAAAUAAAGGAUGGAAGUACAAUUGCAGCAUAUGUAGCUUUUACUCAAAAGCCAUUCAGAACAAAUGAAGUGUUAGGGGAUGACCGUUUUCCAGAAGGAAUAGGACUGGAAGGUAGCACAGCACAGUCUGUUUUAUGUCAGCCAAUCAUUCAGUCAAAUGGCGAGCUUAUUGGUGUGAUUGAGUUAUGUAGGAGACUUGGCCAUGAAGCAUUUGGAGAAGAAGAUGAUGAGAUUGUCAACAGCUACCUUGUGUGGGGUGGAAUAUCACUGUAUUAUGCAGAGAUGUUCCAAAACAUGCAAAGACACAGAAAAUUGACAGAGUUUCUACUAAAUGUGACAAGGUCAAUCUUUCAAGAUAUUGUCAGCAUGGAUACAGUGAUUAUGAAGAUUAUGAAUUAUGCACAAACUUUGGUGGAUGCAGACAGGACAUCACUCUUCCUUGUGGACAACAGAACAAAUGAAUUGUAUGCCAGGAUAUUUGAUAUAGGAGGGAGUCUUGAGGACAGCAGGUCAUCAAAUCUUCAAAAAGAAAUCAGGUUUCCAAAAACGAAGGGAGUGGCAGGCCAUGUGGCCACCACAGGAGAAACACUGAACAUUGCAGAUGCCUAUCAUGAUGAAAGAUUCAACAGGGAAAUUGACCUUCAGACUGGGUAUACCACUACCACAUUGCUUUGUAUGCCAAUUUUCAUCAGAGGAAAUAUUAUUGGUGUUGUUCAGAUGGUGAACAAAAAGAGUGGAGUAUUUACAGCUUCAGAUGAAAAGUCUUUCCAGACAUUUGCAAUUUACUGUGGCUUGGCUCUCCACCAUGCAAAGCUAUAUGACAAGAUAAGGAGGUCGGAGCAGAAACACAGGGUCGCAUUGGAAGUGCUAUCAUAUCACAGCAAGUGUUCUGAACGGGAGCUAACAUCCACCCAAGAGAUGCCAGUUCAAGAACCUUUUCCAUCUUUGGAAUCGUAUAAAUUUGAUUCGUACUCACUGAUAAAAGAAGGAACAGACUUCAUGCCAAGUCUAGUCAUUCAAAUGACAAAGAAUCUCUUCUCACUUCAAAGAUUUGGAGUUGACGAACUGUGGCGGUUUGUGCUUACCGUGAAGAAGAAUUAUCGAGAUGUUCCAUACCACAACUGGACCCAUGCCUUCGCUGUCGCACAUUCCAUGUAUCUCGUCAUUCGAUCUGGGAACGAAAAAUUCACUGCACUUGAGGCCCUGGCCAUGUUCUUUGCGUCAUUGUGCCAUGACUUGGAUCACCGUGGUCGCACCAACUCGUGGAUGAAGAAUGAACAGACUCCCCUGGCUGCUGUGUAUAGCACGUCAACUAUGGAACAUCAUCACUUCAACCAAACCAUUACCAUCCUUCAGCAUGAAGGCCACAACAUCUUCUCUCACCUAAGUCCGGCAGAGUACAAAACAGUGCUUGGUUACAUGAAGGAGUGUAUCCUUGCCACAGAUCUGGCGCUGUUUUUCGGUAACAAGUCGAAACUGAAGGAGUUGGUGGAAAAAGGACAGUUCACAUGGGACAACCAAGAUCACAGGAAGCUGUUACGUGCUAUUUGUAUGACAGCUUGUGAUUUAUCUGCCUGCACAAAGCCGUGGGAAAUUCAGUUGGAGAUUGUGAGGGUCAUUUAUCAAGAGUUUUACGCUGAGGGUGAUCUUGAAAAGGCGCAGGGAAAAACACCCAUUGCAAUGAAGGACCGUAACACAGCGCAUGAAUUGCCAGCGCAUCAGGUUGGUUUCCUGGUUGGAAUCUGUUUACCUUGUUAUGAGCUCUUACAGAAGUGCAUUCCUGACACAAAACCACUUGUGGAAGGAUCUCAAGCAAACCUGGCAAAAUGGUCGAGGAUGGCUCAACACAACAGAACUGCCCUAGAAUCCAUGAAUCCGCCUUCAGAUGAUUCAGGUAAGGAGGACCAAGAAGGUAAGGAAGAAAAGAGCAGCGAAGCUGGCGGAAAAGAAGAGGAAACUGAAAAAAAGCAAACGAAUGGCAGUGAGGUGGAGAAGGAUGCAGAGACACAAGAGAAUCAGAGUGACAAGAAAGAGGAAGCAAACGAGGAAGCAAACGAGGAAGAGGGCGGUAAGGAUGAUACUAAACAGGUGGAGGAAGGUGCAGCGCAAGAGAACAAAGAGGGAAACACUUCUCGUUGAUGUUAAAAUUACUCCUUUUUCUCCGUAACCAAAUGUCCUCUUCAUCCGUUGUUUCCUUUCUGAAGAAAUUCUUUCCCGUCAAAACGAAAUAUUCCGGUAAGGAAAGCGUUACUCUAACGAUCUCUUCACUUGUCACGCAAGGGUCGACGUUGAUCACGAAUGAUCUUAGUAGGUUAUGUGAUGAAGUAAAAUGUGUAGAUUUUGAAGAGGAAAGUUAGUACCAGCAUAAGUUGUGCUGGGCAAUUAUUUUAUUUUCUUCGAUGUUUUCUUGUGUGUGUUUGUUUGUUUGUCGUCUUUGGUUUGAUAACUUUUCAAAAACGUCAAAGGGAGCCAUUGCGACAACUGCAAAUAAGGGGCGAAUCAACUCGACGCAAGUUGAAGUUGUCAGGAAACGCCUCUGUAGCACGGUUAUUUAUAGAGUGAAAGAAAAUGUCUGUAAGGGCUGAAAUUGAAAAAAACAAACAAACAAACAAAAACAAAAACAGAGCCAAAAGACCUGUUUGAACAGGAAAAAAAAAUUUUGUGAUACGCAACAUAUUGCUUGAAAAACGUGGACCCGACUGUUUUUUUAUCCUUGUUUGAAAUGUAACCAGCAAGAGUGUUCCUCUAUGAAGAUUAAUCAUUAAUCUUUAGAAAGCAAAAUUAUAGUUUCGAUUCCGAAAAUUUAUUAUUAUGAGCAUAAAAUGAAAUAGAAAUAUUGAUAUCAUCAAGAAUACUGUCACCUACACUUCUUUAUCGGAAGUUUCUUAAUACUUUUUUUCAUGCAGAGCUAAACUUUGUAGUCGUGUGAAUUGCUAAAGCUCCUUCAAAAGUUUCGAAAUUUGUAGGUUUUAAAAUGCAUUGGAAAAUGCCUUGUGGGAUACUAAAAUGUGGGCGUUAAUAGGCAAGAAGUAGUGCGUAAAGAAAUAUCUUUACGGGAAUCUGAUAGCAAAGCUAAUUAAAGGCUGGAUAGUGUAGUCUUACACUAAUUAAAAAUCUGUGUUCUAAGCCUUAAAUAACAGAAUAACACAAAAUUGGUUUGUGACCAAGGAUUCAAAAUCAAAUCUUCAUCAUUUUAAUUCAAAAAAGAGGUAUUUAUUUAUGAUGGAUAUGUUAAUCGAUCUGAGUAUUUAAACAAUGAACGACUGUAUAUAUUUCAGUGUUAUCACUGUCAAAAUUUUCUUAUACAUUUGAGCUCUGUGAUAACUAUUUAAUUUAUUGGUGUUAUCGUCUGUGGCUUCGGAUGAUGUUGGCUGAACACUUCCUAUUAUCAAGUAAAAGAGCUCGUCAGAACAUCAUAGGUGAACAGCCUUGGGGACUGUUGUUGGAGGAGUUCAGUCUGCAUACUUUCGCAAGCCACAAAAAGUUUGCUUUACAAGAAAGAAAUUUGUACGCUUUCUAUUCCACCUUUUUAUUGUAUAAAGUAUACUUAUUUAUUGCCCUGGGUCUUAUGUGCAGGGAAGAAGUUUCUAUGUAGUCAGGUGGAGUUACCAUAUUACAGUGAGGUAUUACAUGAAAUGUAAAGUGCUAUUUUAGGCAGCUGUAAAUGAGUUACGUUGACUUUCAUUCAUAAUUUUUGUGACGGAUCUGGACUUACGCCCCAUUCACACUAGCAAAUCAUAAUUAGUCAAAUCGAUUUUAACUGAAUGAAAAUCAGAAACCGGCAGAGAAGUGAAACACUGAAUUUCCAUGAGGUUCAAGUGGUCACUAACUUUUAUUUUCAGUGUGCUAAAUUUGAAGUCGAAAAACAUCGGUCUAAGCCGCUUCUGUAAAGAAGACAAUUUUCAAUGGUGUUUGAGAAAACAGCUUUAAAACAUGGUUCAGCUUUGGUGUGAAUGGGGUAUAAGUUCCCUUGUCUCCUUCUAGUGAAAACAGUUAAGUGGACACUGUCCAAGCAAACAUUUAAAACUGCUCUUAAUCCGCUGAAGGGAAGGACCAUUAGAAGGUAAGGGGGG